AUGAAUACUGCACGCAUCUUGCGUUUGCAGCCAUUGCGGCAGGCUGCCACGGCCUUCAAGCAGCCUGUGCGCCAGCCCCUCCUCCGACUGCAGGCCCGACCAUUCCACCAGACGAGGACGGUGCUGAGAUCGAAGGAGGAGGAUCACAGCGCACACACUAUUACCCAGCGACUCAGGAAUCUGAAGAGAAUCCCACCUGAGCUUCUACCUCUCGGUGUUGUUAUCGCUUUCGCGGUUUUUGCAGCAGCCUUCGCCUUGGCCCGCAAGCUGUUCACCGACAAAACCCUGCGGCUGACCCCUCAGCGUGGUGGCAACCACUAA
This is a messenger RNA of Cyphellophora europaea CBS 101466, 321 nucleotides long. RefSeq lists its product as uncharacterized. The transcript has 4 exons. Lineage: Eukaryota; Fungi; Ascomycota; Eurotiomycetes; Chaetothyriales; Cyphellophoraceae. The coding region runs from base 1 to 321 and encodes 106 amino acids. The record is from RefSeq and is a predicted model, not a curated record.